Alexandromys fortis (reed vole) is the source of this 3660-nucleotide messenger RNA. It is a transcript of the gene Fez2, whose product is annotated as fasciculation and elongation protein zeta 2. The coding region runs from base 1682 to 2809 and encodes 375 amino acids. The record is from RefSeq and is a predicted model, not a curated record. The transcript has 9 exons. Gene Ontology annotation, cellular component: axon; cytoplasm. NCBI's taxonomy places the organism in Eukaryota, Metazoa, Chordata, Mammalia, Rodentia, Cricetidae.
UCUCUCUUUCUUUCUCUCUUUUCUUUUUUUUCUUUUAGUUUUUCAAAACAAGGCUUCUGUGUAGCUUUGGAGCCUGUCCUGGAACUAGCUCUUAUAGACCAGGCUGACCUCGAGUUCACAGAGAUCUGCCUGCCUCUGCCUCCCGAGUGCUGGAAUAAAAGCCAUGCAUCACCACUGCCCAGCAGCUAAUUUUUCUUAAUCUAUCAAAUGAAGAACGUCCUUGACACAUGUUCAUUUUCAUGGGGUCUCUUCUAGGAGCUGGCAGAAAACAAUAGGCAUAAAAUAAUGAAAUUUGAGUGAGCCAGUUGGUGGAACUAGUCUGUAUGAGGUGGUUAAAGGAGACCUGCUUCCUCCUCAGAGGCUCUGUGCGAGUGUACUGUCUACACCCUAAGCUGGUGCUCUCAUUUUCAGUUCUGAGCCAGGGUAGGAAGUUCAAAUUUGGCUGAGGGGGAGGAGCGUUAACCGGAAGGAGAGCUGAGAAGAAAUACUAAGUGAAGAUUUCAGGGAACCGGAACUUGGAAGCUAGUAGUUUCUGAGAAAAGUUGGUUGAGUCAAAAAGAGUCUAAGGAAGGGAGGGGUGGGUGCCACAACUUGCGCUGAAAUGGGUCUCCUAUUGGAUGACUUCUGACACUUGCCAUCUCUCCACCUCCUUUUGCCUGGAGAGGAGUGCAGAGGGGGUAUACUGUAUGUUAUGUAAUUUAUUAGGCAUUUUGUAUCCAUUGUUUUAUUUAAUUAUAUAUAAAAACAAGCCCUCUGGAUAGAACUGCUCAUAAAUUUUUAUAGACUCCUGAGUACGUGUGUAUAUAAAAUAUUUUAUAAUACAUUAUUUAAUGAUGUAUCACCCUCUAAAUGACACAUUUGAAGAGAUACUGUUCUUUUCAAUCCCUGGGCAUUUUCUGCUUAUAUCUACUUGCUCUAAUUUUUAUUAGUUAAAUACACAUAACAAAACUAUACUCCUAGCCGUACUUCAGGGUACGGCGUAGUCACACUGCCUACAACCACUGCUCUCUACUUCCAGAAAUCUUUUCAACUUGCAAAACAGAGAAGCUAUCUAUAUCCAUGAAACAAACUUCCCAUACCUGUGUCACACGUUUACAGAAUUUAAUUUUCACUUCGCCUUCACAGUCCAGGUAUGGUUAGUAAUAAGGUAGUGCCCACGGAUGGCAACCAGGUGGGUAUUUACACUCCAGGCAUUUACUCAGUACUUCGAGAAUAUCCGCUCACCUAAUUAUUCAGCCUGCGUGUGCUUUGCACGUGGGGGAGAUAUGUUUGUGGAACGAAUUUUGGUUACCAUUUAAACAUUUCCCAGUAACUCUUGUCAUUCUGGAUGGAAUGUUACCAGACAGGUCCCCUGGGGCAAAAAAAAAAAAUCUAACACUAGGUUUUAAAAAACUCUUCCUUUUUAGCCACUUUUAGACAGGGACGCCGAGGGAACUUUUUUCUAAAUGAUCAAGAACAUAGGAAGUGACUCAACUCAGUUAAGACCUUCUUUUCCCUGGGAACUAGUGGUCAGCUCCAAAAGACACCAGAAGAUGAUUCUAGGGGACACUUUAGGACUCGCACACCCCGAGCAGAAGGCCAAGGGGCGUGGCCACGAGUGGGCGUUACCAGGGGGCGUGGUCCUACAGCGACAGGGCGUGGCCGGCCGGCCGGGGAGGGGUGCGCGCCGGCAGCGGGCGCGAUGGCGGCGGACGGGGACUGGCAGGAUUUCUACGAGUUCCAGGAGCCGGCCCGGAGCGUCCAGGACCAGGAGAACUGUAACGCGAGCCCUGAGGCCGAAGCUGGGGCACCCGCGGGCGGCGACAGCUUCCCGGCCUUGGCCUGCAGCCUGGAGGAGAAGCUGAGCCUGUGCUUCCGCCCCUCGGAGGACGCCGAGCCCCCGCGGACGACCGUGCGGCCCAUCACGGAGCGCAGCCUCCGGCAAGGCGACGAGAUUUGGAAUGCUCUGACCGAUAAUUACGGGAAUGUCAUGCCGGUAGACUGGAAGUCGUCCCAUACGAGGGCUUUGCAUUUGCUUACUCUGAACCUCUCAGAGAAAGGGAUGAGUGAAGGCUUACUCUUUGACACCUCAGAUGAGGAGGAGCUGAGGGAGCAGUUGGAUAUGCAUUCGAUCAUCGUCUCCUGUGUCAACGAGGAGCCCCUCUUCACUGCAGACCAGGUUAUUGAAGAAAUUGAAGAAAUGAUGCAGGAAUCACCAGACCCAGAAGAUGAUGAGACCCCCACACAGUCAGACCGGCUCUCUAUGCUCUCCCAGGAGAUUCAGACUCUGAAGAGGUCUAGCAUGAGCAGCUAUGAAGAGAGAGUGAAAAGGCUCUCGGUGUCCGAGCUAAACGAACUGCUGGAAGAAAUCGAGACAGCCAUCAAGGAGUAUUCUGAGGAGCUGGUGCAGCAGCUGGCCCUGAGAGAUGAACUGGAGUUUGAGAAGGAAGUGGAAAACAGCUUUAUUUCUGCUCUGAUUGAAGUGCAGAACAAGCAGAAAGAACACAAAGAGACAGCCAAGAAGAAGAAGAAGCUUAAAAAUGGCAGCUCUCAGAAUGGGAGGAACGAGAGAAGUCACAUGCCAGGCACACGCUUCAGCAUGGAAGGGAUCUCAAAUGUCAUUCAGAAUGGCCUUCGCCACACCUUUGGAAACUCGGGUGGAGAGAAACAGUAUUUGACGACAGUCAUCCCUUACGAGAAAAAGAAUGGCCCACCGUCUGUCGAGGAUCUUCAGAUAUUAACAAAAAUUCUGCGUGCCAUGAAGGAAGACAGUGAGAAAGUUCCAAGCUUGUUAACCGACUAUAUCCUGAAAGUUCUUUGUCCUACAUAGAGCAGCAUUACGUGGGAGUGCGUCCCCUUCCGUGGACUCCAGGCUUGAUUUCCUACACUGUCACUCUGGAAGGUGGCAGUUGUGAGUCCCUGCUGCUUUUGGAGACCCAGCACACUUGAACUUGGAUUUGCAAUUCAGUAUUACUAGAUCACGACUUCACAAUCCGUCAUAUUAUAGCACCGAGAGAGCGAGCUAUGGCACUCUUGAAUUCUGGAGAUAGGUUUUUGGAAAACACAUGGUUCCUAAGUGAGCAGGGUGGAGGAGAGAGCUAGGAACUGGCACACCAUUAUCCUUUCCCUUAAUUCAGUGUGGCUGCUAGCGCUUGACUUACUCCGUCUGAACUGCACUGAAGAACUGCAUCCAAGCACUGGGAGAGCCAACCACAGUUGUUCUCCAGUCAUGGUGAGAUCAGUGUUGAGUGUUUAGAGCAUCUUCUAUUACCUGCCAGUAUUGCCCAGAGACAGACCGACCGUGGACUGGUGUGACGCAGAAUCCGUUACCUGCACUGCUUUGGUCUAAUGGUGGACCCUGGACACUGUUGGAAACUAAGUUUGUAACGUCUGCCUAUUGCACCAUUGUUGACGUGUGAGCCAUUAGGAUGCCAUUUGGAAUCAUUAUGACCUUGGGUGUUCUGUGUCCGUGAAGAAGUGUAUUUUGAAAGGGGUCCAUGCCCUCUAAGGUGCUUAAGGAGCUACUAUGGUACUACCUGUUCUCAUGGCUGUGUUCAGUUUUCUUUACACCUGUGUGCUUUUCUAGAAAAAAAAAACUGCUCACGGCUACAACACUAAUCAUGAACACUUUUGCCAGUUUCAAUCAAGUCAAUGAUAUUUAAUAAAAUAAUACAUACUUAA